CAGGGGUGGGUAUAAUGUAAAAUAUACAUGCUUAGGGGGUGUUUGGAUCAGAGUUUUGUUUUGGGCUCAUCUCUAAUAUAAUAUUUGAAAGAUUUCUGAGGAAAGGAUGUGAUAGGAAGAAAGAAACCAAUAAUCUCAGUUCGUUUCCUAUCUUAACGAAGGCUGGAUUUUUCCAUGUCGUGCACAGCCAUCAGACUACGUCAAUUUAUAGAUCCUACACCCUACCUCCCUCCAGGCACUGUUAUUCGUCAAGGAAAGGACAUUCAAGGGUUCUAUCCUGGGCAACUAGGACGGGUACAUAAGGCAUGCACGCCUGAAACAACUCCAGGACCUUUCAUAAAACUGCACCCAGCUCCAGUGCAGCAUGAAGUUGAAACUCAGUACCCACAUGACUUUGAUAAUUUAACUCUUCAGAGCUAUGUCCUUUUUCAAAGGACAGUGAAGAAGGCAAUGAAUGACUGGUACAAGCAAACCACGUACAAAGAAGAAUUUGCACUGCCAUUUUUCAAUAUGGACCGUGAUGAGGAUAAAUACACACCAAGAACUGAUCCUGGACCACUGACAAUCUGGAGAAGCAUUGCUGAUCCAAAAAAUAUAACCUGCCCUUGCUUAGCCAUUUCUGCUGCUAGUUGUGUGUUAAAAAAAUUCUAUGUCAUGGGGAAGCAACUCCCAAGAGUGGGGACAGGGAGAAAAGUGAAAGAUACGUUCAGAAUAUCUGGGCAUCCGAUCUGAGACUGACACGAUACG
Mauremys mutica (yellowpond turtle) is the source of this 747-nucleotide messenger RNA. It is a transcript of the gene SPMIP3, whose product is annotated as chromosome 3 C1orf100 homolog. Bases 175 to 732 code for a protein of 185 amino acids. The transcript has 6 exons. The record is from RefSeq and is a predicted model, not a curated record. NCBI's taxonomy places the organism in Eukaryota, Metazoa, Chordata, Testudines, Geoemydidae.